Xiphophorus couchianus (Monterrey platyfish) is the source of this 655-nucleotide messenger RNA. RefSeq names its product FAU ubiquitin like and ribosomal protein S30 fusion a (gene faua). The record is from RefSeq and is a predicted model, not a curated record. Gene Ontology annotation, cellular component: cytosolic small ribosomal subunit; ribosome. Lineage: Eukaryota; Metazoa; Chordata; Actinopteri; Cyprinodontiformes; Poeciliidae. The transcript has 5 exons. The coding region runs from base 146 to 547 and encodes 133 amino acids. Gene Ontology annotation, biological process: translation. Gene Ontology annotation, molecular function: structural constituent of ribosome; protein binding.
CUUUGUCUUUUCCCACCGCUCAGUAUCCUGGGCGUAACAGUUACUUCCGCUAAACCUUACGUAAAUCUGCACAUGCGCUGUGCUGCCCCUCAGACAGUCCUUUUUAUGCUUAGCGUGGAACGACUAGCAUCAAACGAGCGUAAAGAUGCAGCUCUUCUUGCAUGGCCAGAACACUCACACCCUUGAGGUGACCGGACAGGAGACUGUUGGCCAGAUCAAGGCCCAUGUCCAGGCUCUGGAAGGACUCCUGGUUGAGGACCAGGUGCUGCUGCUCGCUGGCUGCCCACUGGAGGACGAUGCCUCUCUGGCAACCUGCGGCGUGACUGAGCACUGCACCCUGGAGGUGGCUGGCAGGCUGCUCGGAGGUAAGGUGCACGGUUCUCUUGCCCGUGCUGGAAAAGUAAGGGGACAGACUCCCAAGGUUGACAAGCAGGAGAAGAAGAAAAAGAAGACCGGCCGUGCCAAGCGCCGCAUCCAGUACAACAGGCGCUUUGUGAACGUUGUGCCCACCUUCGGAAAGAAGAAGGGACCCAACGCCAACUCCUAAUUGCUUCAAUGCUCUAAUGGAGAAAUGACACCAUCAUCAUCACUAGAGUCAUCAGUUUUUACCAAGUUGAAAGUUGUCUUGUACAGAAUAAAGGAUAUUUGACUUGGC